This is a messenger RNA of Ostertagia ostertagi, 534 nucleotides long. The record is from the annotation of a GenBank genome assembly. NCBI's taxonomy places the organism in Eukaryota, Metazoa, Nematoda, Chromadorea, Rhabditida, Trichostrongylidae.
AUGCCUUCGGUGACGGUGACGUCAUCAUUUCUGAUAUUCUCUUUACUAACCGCCUUUGCUGAAGUUACCGUGCUAGAGCUACCCGAAGGGCCUUCAAAUUGGACAGAUGAACAGGAGAUGCGUGCCCGAAUUGCCAAUUACACGGCCGAGAAGUUCUCUCAUAACUAUCACAGAUGGAACCUGAUUGCGAUGCCAGUGAACUCGACAACGAGACGUUCACGGCAGAAACGCGAUGGCGGACUUGUUUCUGGCCCGAUUGCCACGGCCGUAGUCACGGGAAUGAUCGGAAUGACAGCCCGAACUGUGUCAGAGCUGACCAAUUUUCAUCCAUCACAAUCCGAAGGAGGCUGUACGUGGUUUGGUACAGCCCCGUUAUGUAACUGGCCGUGCCCUUCCGAAUAUGACUUCAUUCGCAUGCAUAAUGGACGAUGUUCCAACAUGUGGUUCAGCGGUUUUUGUGUGCCUGACGAUAGCUUCGGGAAGCCGUGUUCAACAAUUCUUGGAAGCUACUUCUAUAAGCGUUUCUGCUGCAAG